This is a messenger RNA of Asterias rubens (European starfish), 1387 nucleotides long. Its product is annotated as required for excision 1-B domain-containing protein-like. NCBI's taxonomy places the organism in Eukaryota, Metazoa, Echinodermata, Asteroidea, Forcipulatida, Asteriidae. Bases 36 to 488 code for a protein of 150 amino acids. The record is from RefSeq and is a predicted model, not a curated record. The transcript has 5 exons.
AGUCGUAGACUUUUUUGGAACUAGAGAAGUUCACAAUGGUUGAAGAAGACCCUUCAAAAGCAAUCAAGGAGUUCUUCUCCCUCCAAGAAGAAAGGAUCAAGUGUUACAAGCGUCUUGACCAACAUCACUUGGAAUAUCUAGAUACAUCGCCAGACUAUGACUUCCCAGUCUACCGGCAGGCAGUCCACGAAUGCACCCAAGAAUUCUCUAGAAUAUCUCAAUGUAUCAUCGCUGUAGAAGAACGAUUCCAGGGAGAGUUUCAGAAUGCCGAGAUUGCAAGGCUGAUCGGAAAAGUUCAAGAAAAUGAAAAGAGGAAAUUGGAAUUGACAGGGAUGAUGCAGUUGAUUAAACAAAAACAUCAAGAAGAGCCGAAUCCAGAAAGCGAAGAAGACCUUACUCAACUUAAACUCAGGAUAAAUGCGACAGUGUCCCAAAUAGCAGAACUUCUGCAGGACUUGAGGUAUGAGGCGGAGGAUCUAUUGACUUGACCCUAAUUCCCUCCUGACCCAAACAGACCCAGUUUUAUGAGAUGCUACACCAUGAAAAAUUGUCAUCUUUUGGCACCCUGCCUGUAAGAGACGCUACACCGUGCACAAAAGUUGGCAUCUUUUGGCACCUCUCCCGCCUCUUAGAGACACUACACCAUGCACAAAAGUUGUGUGGAACCCUGCCUCUAUGAGAUGUUACACCAUGCAAAAUGGUAGUCAUCUUUGGGCACCUCCCGAUUCUAUGAGAUGCUACAUACCAGGCCAAAAAGUUUUCAUCUUUAGGCACAUCCCACCUCUAAAGACAAUACACUGUGCAAACAAGUUUUCAUCUUUAGGCACCCUGCCACUACGAGAUGCUACACUGUGCAAACAAGUUUUCAUCUUUAGGCACCCUGCCACUACGAGAUGCUACACUGUGCAAACAAGUUUUCAUCUUUUGGCACCCUGCCACCAUGAGAUGCUACACUGUGCAAACAAGUUUUCAUCUUUUGGCAUCUCCCGCUUUUAUGAGAUGCUACACCGUGCAAAACAGUUUUCCUCUUAAGGCACCUUUGCCUGUAUGGGACAUUCACCUUGCACAAAGGUGUCAUCUUUUGGCAUCGCCCGCCUCUAUGAGAUGCUACACUGUGCACUAAAGUUGUGAUCUUUAGGCAUCCUGCCUCAACCCCCAACCGACUCGGUGGAACCCCGCUAGAUCAUGUUUCAAUCAGACUUCCAGGCCUGCAGAAAUCCAGGGAAAGAUUGCCGUGGUGCAUGACCCAAGCGGAACUUGGUCCCCAUAAGCCAAACAAAACAAUCAAAAUAGGGGAAACAAGGGCAUGAGGAAUCUGGGCCCAAUUUUCAUAGCGCUGCUUAACUGCUGAUUUUGUGCUUACUGCACGACGGCUAUUUCAUAGCAC